This is a messenger RNA of Aureobasidium uvarum, 1782 nucleotides long. NCBI's taxonomy places the organism in Eukaryota, Fungi, Ascomycota, Dothideomycetes, Dothideales, Saccotheciaceae. The record is from the annotation of a GenBank genome assembly.
CUCCCUGCUGCCGCGCAUCUUGACAUGACGACUGUUGAGCAGCCCGCUCGCCAUAUCCACUUCAGCUCCAGUUACUCGACUCAGUCCUCGGCCAGGCCGAUCCCCGUCCUCACAACCAGUGCUCCCGAUUCCGACGCUUCUCCUGACCCAAUGGAUACGAGCUCCGACAACGCGGCCCGGGAUUCUCAGAACACCAGUCCCAGAGGCGACAAACAGAACAUGCAGUCUGGAAACGCGAUCGAUCAAGACAGUCAGUCCAGCCUGCGGAAUGGAGCCAUUGGUCAACACGCAGUGGGGGCUGCUGCAGCGGCACAGCAGCCCAAAGCCAUCAGUGCAGCUUUCAUCCACAAACUAUACAGCAUGCUCGAAGACCAGAGUAUACAACAUUUGAUCUCAUGGUCCAGCACCAACGAGAGCUUUGUCAUGUCACCUUCGACUGAAUUCUCCAAAGUCCUAGCCGACGUGUUUCAUACAGGAUCUCCCGAUUCACCUCUGUGGGAAUUCAAACAUGGUGCCAACAAUUUUAGAAGAGGCGACCUGAACGGACUGAGAGACAUCAAACGCCGUGCUUCCCGGCACACGCUCAUACAUCGUGAUUCCUUCUCGAACGCGACACCCAAGAUGACGCUUCAGCCGCCGCCUCCUCCUCCGCCAGGCGCACCCAUGGAGGCCCCAAUGCCGGAUCCCGUCGAGGCUCGACUAAGUAUGCUUGAAUUCAAUCUCCAGGACGUAUAUGCAAGAUUGGCAAGGUCAGAAGAUGCAUACGCCAAUCUCAGCGCCAAAUGCCAGAUGUUGUCCGAGGGAUUGGCAAGAUGUCAUUACCUANNGUGGAGUGGAGAGCUGUCUUCGCAACUCCUUGGAAUGGCACCCGAUCCAGAGAACCCGGUUCACAGAGACGUAUCGGCAUUGCGCGCCGAGAUCAACAGAAAUGCGGACAUCCUGAGAUCACACGAAGUGCCGCAUGAGAAUUUGCAGCCAACCCGCCCGCCGUACAUGACUGCACCUUCGUACGACCAUGGCGGUCCUGUAUCGCCCCGUCAGCAAGCCAUGGAUGCUUCACGCAGACCUUCGUUGCAACCGACUUCUCGCGCUUCUUCCUUCAGGACACCCAUGCCUCCGCACAUGACAGCAUCGCCUCAUAGAUUUGGUUCCCUCAGUGGUCCCUCUGGCCCACCAUCGCCUUCGUCCAGACAACCUGCACCUCCACCGCCGCCGCCGCCAACCUACACCACGCUUCCACCUCCGCCAGCACCGGCGCCCCCAGCCCAGGCAGCCUUGCAACAUCGCCCGGCAUCACCACCCAUGAACCUCUCCCGGCGCCAUACCUCUGCCGACAUUAGACUACAAGGGUGGAACGGUCCACCUCAUGCGAUUCCUCCUCCACCGCCACCCCCACAUGGAGGUUCGCCUUUUACCACAGGAGGACAGAAUUCUGCACAAUGGCCUACAUCUCCGUUCCGCCAAAGCAACAACGAAGGGCAGCAAAUCAGGGAUACGCUGGCGCAGUACGAAUUGCCACGCGCGACAUCGAGGCUCGGCUCUCGUCAGACUACACCGCCUGACUCGGGACCUCCAUCGUAUGCCAACAACAGUAGCGAGGCAGGGUGGCAGCUCCCUGGGCCGAAAUUCUCGUUCAAGGGUGUUGAGGCUUCGGCACCAGGAACCCGUCGAAGUAGCAUGGCUAGCAACGUGCACUCCCUGCUCAAUCCUACAGCAGAGUCGAAUCAUGAGCGCGAUGGAGAAGACGGGCCUGAAGACAGGAAGCGCAAGAGACUAGGAUAG